AUGACCUGGAUAUCGAAUGCCAUCACAACUUUCGGUCUCGUGCUAGUAGCACAUGCUUGCUACUCAGCACAGGAGCACUCGGCAUUACAGUCGCUCCGGGCCACCAGCGCUUCCUUGUCAUCCACGCCAGCCUCCACGUCUCUACCCAUCGACAUCUCCAUCGAGACCAUAGUCGGGCUCUUCGUCACGGUGCUGGGGUUGGUCUCUGGGACGCCAAACCUGCGGCCGAUCCAGUGGCGCGUGUGGGCGGGCAAGGUCGAGCGCGAGGGCGAGCAGGGGUUCCUCAAGAGCAAUGGCGAGGUAGAGAAGGACUUUGUGGGCAAUCCGUUCCGUGUGUUGGAGACGAGGCCCGGAUUUGUGGAUAUCCGAACGCAGAGGAAGGAGUUCGCGGAGUGGGUGAGGGCUGGCGGCAAGCAAUGA
Molecule: messenger RNA, 420 nt
Organism: Diaporthe amygdali
Lineage: Eukaryota; Fungi; Ascomycota; Sordariomycetes; Diaporthales; Diaporthaceae
Product: transmembrane protein 32
Exons: 2
Coding region: 1-420 (139 amino acids)
Biological process (GO): protein folding in endoplasmic reticulum
Cellular component (GO): EMC complex
Source: RefSeq, a predicted model, not a curated record